Molecule: messenger RNA, 978 nt
Organism: Lathyrus sativus (Indian pea)
Lineage: Eukaryota; Viridiplantae; Streptophyta; Magnoliopsida; Fabales; Fabaceae
Source: the annotation of a GenBank genome assembly
AUGGCUCCUGAUAUUGUAACUGCUGCAACCACCAUCACCGACCCUCAAACCAAGACUUCAAAACGUGCCUUUGUCACGUUUCUUGCCGGAAACGGCGACUACGUCAAAGGUGUUGUUGGUUUAGCCAAAGGUCUCCGUAAGGUGAAAACCAUGUACCCUCUUGUGGUUGCAGUGUUGCCUGAUGUCCCGGCGGAACACCGGAACAUUCUCAUCUCACAGGGUUGCAUUGUUAAAGAUAUUGAACCUGUUUACCCACCUGAGAACCAAACCCAGUUUGCUAUGGCUUAUUAUGUUAUCAACUACUCCAAACUACGUAUUUGGGCUUUUGAGGAAUAUGAGAAGAUGAUUUACCUUGACGGUGAUAUACAAGUUUUCGAAAACAUUGAUCAUUUAUUUGAUUUGCCAAAUAACUAUUUCUAUGCUGUCAUGGAUUGUUUUUGUGAGGCCACGUGGGGUCAUACUAAGCAGUAUGAAAUCGGUUACUGUCAACAAUGUCCUGACAAGGUUGAAUGGCCUAGUAAUUUUGGUCCCAAACCACCUCUUUACUUCAAUGCUGGCAUGUUUGUUUAUGAACCUAAUAUGAAUACUUAUCAUGAUCUUCUUCAAAAACUUCGAGUCAAUAAACCAACUUCCUUUGCUGAACAGGAUUUUUUGAACAUGUACUUCAAGGACAAGUAUAAGCCAAUUCCGAAUGUUUAUAAUCUUGUGCUGGCUAUGUUGUGGCGUCAUCCUGAGAAUGUUGAGCUUGAAAAAGUUAAAGUUGUUCAUUAUUGUGCAGCAGGUUCUAAGCCAUGGAGGUACACUGGUGUGGAGGAGAAUAUGCAGAGAGAAGAUAUAAAGAUGCUGGUGAAGAAGUGGUGGGAGGUGUAUGAAGAUGAGAGUUUGGAUUACAAGGAAGCGAUUAAAGCGAAUCGCUUAACAUCAGCAAUUUUGGAAGCUGGUGGAAUCAACUUUGUCCGCGCGCCAAACGCUGCUUAA